This is a messenger RNA of Brassica oleracea var. oleracea, 959 nucleotides long. RefSeq lists its product as uncharacterized. The transcript is spliced from 2 exons. Bases 111 to 890 code for a protein of 259 amino acids. NCBI's taxonomy places the organism in Eukaryota, Viridiplantae, Streptophyta, Magnoliopsida, Brassicales, Brassicaceae. The record is from RefSeq and is a predicted model, not a curated record. Gene Ontology annotation, cellular component: chloroplast.
UAUUUUCUGUAAAUACUUUAAACACACAGAACUGGUUUUGGAUAAUGCAAGAACCAAAUUAAAGAACGAGCGGUUACUCUCUACCCUCUUCUCCAUCAGAAACAAACAAGAUGAUGAACACACUUCAAGCAUUUCAGACAACUCUAACACCAAACUUCCAUGUUCUAUUCAAUCCCCCAAGACAUUCCCUUCCUAGAACCCAAUUCCUCUGUCUCUCGAAACCCAGAGAUGGAAACUCGGACUCAGAGUCUGAUCCCGAUCCUCCAAAACCCGAAGGAGAUACACAGAGACAAGAACUCUUAGCCAGGAUCGCCAUGCUUCAAACAUCAAAGGUCCGUUUAACUGAUUUCCUGGACGAACGAUCAGAUUAUCUCACAAAGUUUGCUGAAGAAGCCAACGCUGAGUUUGACAAGGUUGGAGAAGACGCCAUGAAAGACCUCGACGAAGCAAGCUCAAGGAUACUAGAGAACAUAGAGAGCAAGAUGCAAGCAUUCGAGGAAUCUGCAGGGUUAAACAGAUUGGAGAUAGAGGAGAACGAUAAUAAGUUGGCUGAGUUUGAGGAGCAGAUCGUGGAAGACAGGAAUGAAGGAUUGUUCUUCAAGAGCUUACGCGAUAAACAGCCUGUUGAUUUAGAGAAAGCUAAAGAGGAGACUCAGAAAAUACAAGAGGUUACCAAAGAAAGUGUAGGAUCAGAGUCAAGAAGGAACAUUUACCUCGGUUUGAUUGGGAUCGUGGCUCUAGCAAUCGCUGAUUCGUUUGUUUCUUCACCGGAUUGGAGAAAAGUAGCUGUUCUUGGAGCUAUCCUUGUCCCACUGCUCACUCAGUUUGUGAACGAGCAGACAUUGUUAUCAGAGGAAGCAGAUAAGGGUAAAGGAAACAAGAAAGAAUGAAUAGGAAUGACUCUGUAUCACAAUGUAAAGUAAUACAGAGUGAUAAUGCAUGAGCAGUUUUUUUUUUUU